This is a messenger RNA of Aspergillus wentii DTO 134E9, 1551 nucleotides long. It is a transcript of the gene trpE, whose product is annotated as anthranilate synthase TRP2. The record is from RefSeq and is a predicted model, not a curated record. Gene Ontology annotation, biological process: L-tryptophan biosynthetic process. Lineage: Eukaryota; Fungi; Ascomycota; Eurotiomycetes; Eurotiales; Aspergillaceae. Bases 1 to 1551 code for a protein of 516 amino acids. The transcript is spliced from 4 exons. Gene Ontology annotation, molecular function: anthranilate synthase activity.
AUGGCGUCGUCAGCCUCGAUUGUGCCGUCUCUCGAGACCGCCAGCGAUGUGGUCUCCCGAUCGAGAAACACGAAAUACGCCCCGAAUCUACUUCCGCUUACUGCUUCGAUCCCGGCAGAUCUCUUGACUCCUACAGUCGCGUAUCUGAAGAUUUCGGAAAAAUCGAAAUUAUCGUUCCUUUACGAGAGUGCUGCGACAACGGAGACAAUUGGGAGAUACAGUUUCGUGGGAGCAGAUCCCCACAAAAUCCUCAAAACUGGCCCCGGCCAUGGCCCUGAAUGCGACCCUCUUCCUAUCCUGGAGAAGGAACUUGCCCAGUUCCGUGUUGCGACUGUUCCUGGGUUGACGCUGCCACCCCUCACUGGCGGGGCUAUCGGGUACGUGGGGUACGACUGUGUUCGAUACUUUGAGCCCAAGACGGCACGGCCGAUGAAGGAUGUGCUUCAAAUCCCUGAAGCGUUGUUCAUGCUGUUCAAUACUAUCAUCGCGUUUGACCAUUUCUACCAGGUGGUCAAGGUUAUCACAUACAUCCCCAUCCCGAGCACCGAUUCUGAAUUGGAAGCCGAAUACCGUAAGGGUCAGGAAACUAUCCAGAGCGCUAUCGACAAACUUCUUCGGCCCGGCGUCCCCUUGCCUCCCCAGGGCCCGAUUGUGCCGAACCAGGAAUACACAUCCAACAUUGGCCGGGAAGGUUACGAGCGCCACGUGACACGACUCAAGGAGCAUAUCUCCAAGGGUGACAUUUUCCAGACUGUGCCAUCGCAGCGUCUGUCGCGUCCUACCUCUCUACACCCUUUCAACCUCUUCCGUCACCUGCGUACCGUUAACCCGUCCCCGUACCUCUUCUAUAUCGACUGUGAGGACUUCCAGUUGGUCGGUGCCAGUCCAGAGCUGUUGGCCAAGGAGGAGAAGGGUCGUAUCAUCACCCACCCCAUUGCGGGAACCGUCAAGCGCGGUAAGUCGCCCGAGGAGGAUGAGGCGCUGGCGAACGAGCUGCGGAGUAGUCUGAAGGACCGAGCGGAGCAUGUCAUGUUGGUUGACCUGGCACGUAACGACGUCAACCGGGUGUGUGACCCCAUCACCACUCAAGUCGACCGAUUGAUGGUCGUAGAGAAGUUCUCGCACGUCCAGCAUCUGGUGUCUCAGGUGUCUGGUAUUCUUCGCCCCGAGAAGACUCGGUUCGAUGCGUUCCGGUCGAUUUUCCCGGCUGGCACUGUGUCCGGAGCACCCAAGGUGCGCGCGAUGUCGCUGAUUGCUGAGCUUGAGGGUGAGAAGCGCGGAGUGUACGCCGGUGCAGUUGGAUACUUUGGGUUCAACAUUGCCAGCGCGGACGGUGCGACAGAACUGCCAGGAGCGAUGGACACAUGCAUUGCCCUCCGAACCAUGAUGGUCAAGGACGGAGUAGCCUACUUGCAAGCCGGAGGAGGUAUUGUGUUCGACUCGGACCCGUACGACGAAUACGUGGAGACGCUGAACAAGCUGGGGGCCAACGUCCAGUGCAUCAAGGGAGCGGAGGCGAAGUACCUGAGUUUGGAGAAGGAGGGUAACUGA